Messenger RNA from Cladophialophora psammophila CBS 110553, 1434 nucleotides. RefSeq lists its product as uncharacterized. Lineage: Eukaryota; Fungi; Ascomycota; Eurotiomycetes; Chaetothyriales; Herpotrichiellaceae. Bases 1 to 1434 code for a protein of 477 amino acids. Gene Ontology annotation, molecular function: FAD binding. The record is from RefSeq and is a predicted model, not a curated record. The transcript has 3 exons.
AUGGGCAGUGUCUACACACCCUGUGCCACGGAUAAUGUGAUCUCAGAGCUUGCUCGAGAAUUUCCUGAACAGGUCUUCAAGCCAGGCCAUCCUUCAUACCUUGCUUCACAGCAAAGUUACUGGUCCGAAAUUCUGAAAGAGAUUGCGCCACGGUGUUUCUUCCAGCCUCACAGUGCCGCAGAAGUUGCUCGCGCCGUUUCGCUAUGUGUCAAGGCACAAUGCCAGUUCGGUGUCAGGAGUGGAGGUCACGCGCAUGUCUCGGGCGCGUCGUGCGUGCCUGACGGCGUUCAGAUUGAUCUGUUGAAGCUCAACACAAUCACAAUCGAUCGAAACAAUAACACCGCCCGUGUUGGUGCAGGCAAUACGUGGAGACGGAUCUAUGGCGAGCUUGAGGGGCAAGGCUACAUCGCUGUUGGUGGAAGAUCUGCAGAUGUUGGAGUCGGUGGAUUCCUUGUCGGCGGAGGCAUUUCGUUCUACGCGGCCGAACACGGCUGGGGGAUCGAUAACGUUCGAUCUUUCGAGAUCGUUCUCGGCUCGGGCGAGGUAGUCACCGCAAGCCCGGACAGCGAGCCGGAGCUCUUUCGAGCUCUAAAGGGCGGUGGCUCCAAUUUCGGAGUCAUUACGUCUUAUAUACUCAACAUUUACCCUUACCGUGGCAUGUGGGGUGGUCGCACCCUGGUUCACCCGAGUCACGCCCAAGAAGCAAUUGAGGCGUACGCCGACUUUAUUCCCAAAUUGGAUGUCGACCCCAAGGGCCACACGAUUGUGAUCUUCGACAGCCACGCUGGAGAAAUCAUUAUUCGUCAAUACUUGGUGUAUUCACAACCGACCCCGAAUCUCCCCAUGUUUGAUCGCCUGCGAAAAGUGCCCACCCUCGAAUCUCCUCUGGGGCUGACGAACUAUUCGGUGUUGGCGGCAGACAUUGCCGAUCUUCAAGGCGGUCACGGCCUUCGUCAUAAUUGCUCCACGUUGACCAUCAAAUUAGACGUGGAGCUCAUGCGGUACACGUACGAUCUCUACGUGGAGGCAUCUCACGCCGCAAAGGACUGGGCGUUUGGAUGUCUGGAGUUUCAUGCCCUUCCUCGUUCCCCCAAGCCCGGAGAGAAUAUGUACAACUUGAAGAGGCAAGACGGGCAUCUGAUAUCCAUCAUGCUGUCAUUCAGCACUGCAAAGUCCCAGUACGAUCAAGCGGUGCUGGACAUGCAGAGAACCUUACUCGGGAAGGUCAAGGACGAAGCGAUACGUCGUGGGCUCUACCACCAGUUUCUGUUUGCAAACUAUGCCGGUUCAUUCCAAGAUGUGAUUGGAAGCUACGGCGAGAGCAGUGUCAAAUAUCUAUCCAAGAUGACCGACAAAUAUGACCCGGACCAUGUUUUCCAGCAACUCAAGCCGGGAGGUUUCAAGGUGGAGGCUGCUAUCCGGCAACGACUGUAG